Messenger RNA from Neofelis nebulosa (Clouded leopard), 5462 nucleotides. It is a transcript of the gene SLC24A1, whose product is annotated as solute carrier family 24 member 1. Gene Ontology annotation, biological process: long-term synaptic depression; visual perception; intracellular calcium ion homeostasis. Bases 373 to 3678 code for a protein of 1101 amino acids. Gene Ontology annotation, molecular function: calcium channel activity; calcium, potassium:sodium antiporter activity. The record is from RefSeq and is a predicted model, not a curated record. Gene Ontology annotation, cellular component: membrane. Lineage: Eukaryota; Metazoa; Chordata; Mammalia; Carnivora; Felidae. The transcript is spliced from 11 exons.
AGAGUACAGGGUCCAGUUGAUGGGGUUUGGGGAGAUGGGGGUUCUGAGCUGACGGCCAAGAAAGAAUUCUUGAAGACAUCUUUGGUGCAAAAAAGGUGGCAGAAGAGGAGUCAGUCCCUGGGACUGUCCCUGCCAGCACCAAGGCCCAAGCACCUACAGACUGUCCUUUUUGCUUCAGAACUUCUUUCCCCAACUUGGCCAGCCUCACUGUCUCAAAACCUUACAAUGCUUGAGCAUAAUGAGUUUGUGGAUACCCCCUGGCUGGGCUUCAUGGAGAAUUCUUCACUGAUCACCAACCUGAAUCCCAGAACAGACCCCCUCUUGCCCUGGACAGAAUGAAAGGCCUUCCGUAGCCAGGCAUAGCUGGCCAUCAUGGGGAAAUUGAUCAGAAUGGGGGCACGGGAGAGGCGGUUACUCCGGCCAAAGCGGCUUCAUUGGAGUCGCCUCCUCUUCCUGUUGGGAAUGUUGGUCAUCGGUUCCACCUACCAGCACCUGAGGAGCCCCCGGGGCCUCCCCUCAUUGUGGGCAGCAGUCUCCUCCCAACAUUCUGUAAAACUGGCCAGCCGUGACCUCCCUGACAAUGAGAUGAUGAUGGUGAGCAGUGACCCUCCAAGAGCUAGCUCUGAAAUGGAGGUGCCCCAAGCCACGGUGCCCCAAGCCACGGUGGGCAGGGUUCGUGAAGCAACACCUGGGAUAACAAUCAAGAAUACACACAAUCCACCCAGAAGAACAGCCAACAUCACUCCAACAAUACCCAAGAUUAAGUACACAGCAGGAGACAUAGAAAGAGUGAAGGCAGACAGCACAACCAUACCCAGUGGAGUACUGAGUCACUACACCCCAACUUCAAACAGACCAACAGUGAAGAAUUACACCCCAACGCCACCACCCAGGGGAGAAAUGCAGAGCUACAAUCCAAUUCAAGCCAAGGGAAAGGUGAAGAAAUACACCCCAUCUCCACUUGGUAGACUAGUAGGCAAUUAUGCCCCAUCCACACUCAUGACAAUGACAAGGAGACAUGGGGUCACCCCCAGAACAACAGUGAAAGACAGUGAAACUAUGACAACCACCAAAAUAUUGGAGACUAACCCCUCUAAGAGAAUGGUGGAGGAAACCACCCCAGCUACUCUCAAGGGAAUAAUUAACACCCCAACUUUCCAGAUAAGUGGUAUAGAAACAAACAUCUUGACUUCUCCAAGGAGUAUAACGGAAAAGAACACUGUGACUACCCCCAGAACAGUGGACAGCAAGAGCCCGACCAAGCCGCGGGGGUUAGUGGGAAAGAACAGGCUGACAACUUCUCUGGGAACGGUCCUUGAGCGCACCACAGCCAUCUCUGAGGGGCAAGUGAUGAUAAGCACCAUGACAGGCAGUAGCCCAAAGGAAAUCAAAGCCUCUACUGCUACCUGGAGUGUUAGUGAUCCUUUGUCUAGGACCAGUGCAUUGACCAUGGGAAUAUCCUCAGCCACCUACAGGGGGCUGGCAAAGAAACCUUCCAUAGCACCCGGGACCUCAUCAACCUCCAAGGUCAGGGUGAAUCCAAAGAUCCAUGUGCAUCACUGUGUUUUUGUGGAGGCAGCCCCGGCUGUGCCCCCUGCUUCCUCCCCCAACCUGACAACAGCUGCGAUCCCAGAGGCACCCAGUUCCGGUCCCUCAGAGCUGCCCCCUGGCUGGCCAGACCUUCACUCCAAGGCAGAGUACCCCCCAGACUUGUUCAGCAUAGAGGAGCGGCGACAGGGCUGGGUGGUGCUGCACAUCUUUGGCAUGAUGUACGUGUUUGUGGCCUUGGCCAUCGUGUGUGAUGAGUACUUCGUCCCAGCCCUGGGUGUCAUCACAGAUAAGCUACAGAUCUCUGAUGAUGUGGCAGGUGCCACCUUCAUGGCUGCUGGAGGCUCUGCCCCCGAGCUCUUCACCUCCCUCAUUGGCGUCUUCAUCUCCCACAGCAAUGUGGGCAUUGGUACCAUCGUGGGCUCUGCUGUGUUCAACAUCCUCUUUGUCAUCGGCACCUGUGCCCUCUUCUCCCGGGAGAUCCUCAAUCUCACGUGGUGGCCCUUGUUCCGUGACGUCUCCUUUUACAUCCUUGACCUGAUGAUGCUCAUUCUCUUCUUCCUGGACAGCCUCAUUGCCUGGUGGGAAAGCCUGCUGCUGCUGCUGGCCUAUGCCUUCUAUGUGUUCACCAUGAAGUGGAAUAAACAACUAGAGAUAUGGGUGAAGGAGCAGCUCAGCAGGAGGCCAGUGGCCAAGGUCAUGGCCUUGGGGGACCUCAGCAAGCCAGGCAAUGGGGCAGUUGCGGUGGAUGAGCUGCAGGAAAACAAGAAGCUAAAGCUCCCAGCAAUGCUGGCCCGAGGGAGCAGCUCGACCUCUCUGCACAACAGCACCAUCCGCAGCACCAUCUACCGGCUCAUGCUUCACAGCCUGGACCCUCUGGGAGAAGCCCAUCCCUCCAAGGAUAAGGAGGAGGAGAGCUUGAAUCAGGAGACCAAAGCCAAGCCUCAUGCUAAUGCAGAGAACAAACCAGAGGAGGAGUCAGCCAAGCUUCCUGCGGUCACGGUCACACCAGCCCCUGCUCCAGAUGUUGAGGGAGAUCAGGAGGAAGAUCCUGGCAGUCAGGGAGGAGAUGUGGCUGGAGCUGAGAGCACAGGUGAAAUAGUAGCUGAAGAGGGUGAAGCUCCUGGUGAAGGCAAAAAUGGAGAGCAAGGUGGAGGUGAGACUCAACUGGAAGGUGAAGGUGAAAUUGAAGCAGAAGGAGAAGAAGGUGAACAUGGCAGUGAACUCCAAGCAGAAGAUGAGGACGUGAAAGCUGAUGAAGGUGGAGGUGAAGGUGAACUCCAAGCAGAAGAGGGUGAAAUGAAAGCUGAUGAGGGUGAAAAUGAAGAGCAGGAAUUCAAUGCUGAGAGUCAAGGUGAAGCCAAAAGUGACGAGAAAGGUACAGAUGGUGAAGGGGGAGGUGAUGGAGGGGACAGUAAAGAUGAAGAGGAGGAAGAAGAGGAGGAGGACGAAGAGGAAGAGGAGGAUGAUGAGGAAGAGGAGGACGAUGAGGAAGAAGAGGAGGCAAAUGAGGAGCCUUUGUCCCUGGAGUGGCCCGACACCAGGCAGAAGCAAGCCAUUUACCUCUUCCUCCUGCCCAUUGUGUUCCCACUGUGGUUGACGGUGCCUGAUGUCCGGAGGCUGGAGUCUAGGAAGUUUUUUGUUAUCACCUUCCUGGGAUCCAUCGUGUGGAUAGCCAUUUUCUCAUACCUCAUGGUCUGGUGGGCUCACCAGGUUGGUGAAACAAUAGGGAUUUCAGAAGAGAUCAUGGGUUUGACGAUCCUAGCAGCAGGCACGUCCAUUCCUGACCUCAUCACCAGUGUGAUUGUCGCUCGGAAAGGCCUGGGAGACAUGGCUGUGUCCAGCUCUGUGGGCAGUAACAUAUUUGAUAUCACCGUAGGCCUGCCUGUCCCUUGGUUGCUGUUCUCUCUUAUCAAUGGAUUACAGCCUGUUCCAGUCAGCAGCAACGGCUUGUUUUGUGCAAUUGUUUUGCUUUUUCUCAUGCUCCUGUUUGUGAUCUCUUCAAUUGCAUCAUGCAAAUGGAGAAUGAACAAGAUCCUGGGCUUCACAAUGUUCCUCCUUUACUUUGUAUUCCUGAUAAUCAGUGUGAUGUUAGAAGAUCGAAUCAUUUCCUGUCCUGUAUCUGUCUGAGGCAGAGUCGCUGUUGCUCACAAUGGACGUGAAUCAGAAAACCAUGCCAGAAGCUACCAUACUUCUUGUUACAUUAACAAAAGAAUGAACGUGGUCCAUGAGAGAGACCAGAGUGGCAAAGAGCCACUGAUGGGAAUGUGAUCGGGGACUGAAUGUUAGCCUUGGAAACACCCGCAGCUCGUUGUGGAUUGUCUCACCGCUGGAGGGAUGGAGUUUUUACCCCUGCCUGAUGUUGGCAGCUAUCACGUGGAGGCCAGUAGAAGGACCUCUGGAGCCAGAGGGUUUUCGGAAUGAGGGAUCAUUUGGGGGUGAGGGCUGGGACAGGCACAGUAGCAGGACAAGCCCCUAUACUCACAGUUCCCUGAUCAUCCCUGAAAGGCUGCUGAUCCAAAGACACAGAUGUGGUCUACACCCCACCCUUUGGCCCCUGUCCCAAGCACACACUGCAACUUGCCAUCCUCUCUUUUUCUGUUUAAAACAUGAGGUUCCACCAGGGUUGUAAACAUUACACGUCCAGUUAUUGGUGGGUUUAAGGAGCUAAGACUCGGGAAAAAAAAGUAUAACAGGAAUCAAUGAUCAUUACACACUAUAGCCCAGUAAAAUGUGUACUGAUAUUUGAUAGCUUAAAAAGACUCCCUUAGCUCUUCUUUUGCAUUUCUGAAACGUGAAAUUAAAAUAAGUAGCCCCCCAAAUGAAAAUGUAUAAUUCACCGUUGUACCAGAAGGGGGUGGGAUAUUAGGGAGGGCUAUUUAAAAAUAUGUACUUACUAGAAAAUCCAAAUUAGUGUUGUCUCCAUCAAGUGGUCACCUUGGGGGAUUAGACAGUCAUACAAAGCUGUCCUGACUUUGCUCCUCCAGCAUAUUCUCACCUAACAGUGACAAAUGCUACUAGUGAGUCAGAAGGGGAGUGAUAUUAUUAUUUUUUUAAAUGUUUUAUUUAUUUUUGAGACAGAGAGAGACAGAGCACGAGCAGGGGAGGGGCAGAGAGAGAGGGAGACACAGAAUCCGAAGCAGGGUCCAGGCUCCGAGCCAUCAGCACAGAGCCCGACGCGGGGCUCGAACCCACAAACUGUGAGAUCAUGACCUGAGCCGAAGUUGGACGCUCAACCAACUGAGCCACCCAGGCGCCCCAGGGGAGUGAUUUUAAAAAGAGUCCAAAAUCAGUAGGGCCAAGUCUGCUAUAUAAAGUAAGAGAUCUUGUGGGGUAAUGCUACUUCUGUAUGCCAACCUACAUUGGAUGAUAAAGCCAGACUGAUUUCCCGUGUGGCUUACAUGUGGCUCUUAAGGCAAUUACAAAGGAGAAAUUCCAAAAAUGCUUAACAUAACGACAACACAGUGAGAAAAAGAGUAUUACUACUUCUAAUAGCUAGUGUAAAGGACUUCUGUGUUUUUAAAAAUUGUGUGGUUAUUUAAGCAGUGCUUGUGCAAUUCGAAGUGCUUGUAUGUUAAAUACCACUGCUUGCUGCUUUUACUAGCACUCAGGGGACCGCUAGAAAUGAAGCAGUUCCGUGUUCCUGGUUUCAGAGCAAAAGGAGCUCAGGUGACUAUAGAUUAUGACGGCAAAUAUGGCUUUAAUUACAAACGUGAGAGGAUUCAGACUGGAAUAUAACAGGACAGAUGUGAUGUGGAAAAAAAAAAAUCAAACAUUUUGGUGUUGAAGGGCUGUACUGAAAAUAUUUUAGUCCAUAAUCCAUCUCUUAAGAUGGGCUGAUUAAUUAAUGGCCUCACUACCCCAGGAUUCACAUUCUUUGGAAAUGACUUUUAUUAAAUUUCAAUAAAUUGUGA